Messenger RNA from Penicillium salamii, 1881 nucleotides. Lineage: Eukaryota; Fungi; Ascomycota; Eurotiomycetes; Eurotiales; Aspergillaceae. The record is from the annotation of a GenBank genome assembly.
AUGUUGGUUCGACAUGGGCUCACCUCGGUGUCUCUGCUCUUUUUGGGAAUAUUCGUUUUCUUGUCAGAGGCUCAGACGCAUCGUGGAUUCAUAGGCCGUCUCGCCGGAGAUGCGACGUUCGACUUUGUUGUCGUCGGAGGGGGCACGGCAGGCCUCACCAUUGCGAUCCGACUAGCAGAACAGCAAUACCAAGUGGCGGUGGUGGAGGCAGGCGGCUACUAUGAGUACACGUACCCACUGGCCCGAGUCCCAGCAGCUUGCAGUCUUGGAGCUGGGGCGGACGUCCGGACCACGACACCCAUCGAUUGGGGCUUCGUAGCCCAUGGGGUCCCCGGUGCAGACUUUCGAGACAUCCAUUACCCGAGGGGGAAGUGCUUGGGCGGGUCGCCUACUGCACAGUCAAUGGAGCGCUGGGCACAGCUUGUGAAUGAUUCAAGUUAUCUCUUCGAGAACGUGUUGCCCUACUUCAAGAAGACCGUCUCAUUCUCGACCCCCGUAGGAAUUCGUUUCGCCAACGCCACUCCACUCUUCAACGCCUCGGCCUUCAGUCACGAUGGAAAUCCAGUACAAGUCUCGUACCCAAAGUAUGCGACUGCGUUUUCCACGUGGGUGAAACAAGGCAUGAGCGAAGCAGGGAUCUCAGAGGUGCAGGAUUUCAAUAGCGGUACUCUCCUGGGCCAUCAGUAUUGCACAAUGACAAUCCAACAGACAGAUGCAACGAGGAGCAGCUCCGAGUCUGCGUUCCUCCAAACAGGAUUCAAGUCUGGCUCGUGGACAAUCUAUCAGUUCGCGAUGGCGAAAAAAGUUGUUUUUGAUUCAAGUCGCCGAGCAACUGGUGUGGUUGUUGAACAAGGAAACCAAUUUGUUCUUUACGCAAGGCGUGAAGUCAUUCUUGCUGCAGGUGCAUUUCAAUCACCACAGCUAUUGAUGGUGUCUGGCCUUGGUCCGGCUCAACUCCUUCAAACACACGGGAUUAGCCUCAUCGCUGAUUUGCCUGGCGUGGGUCAAAAUAUGUGGGAUCACGUCUUUUUUGGCCCUUCAUACAGAGUGAAUGUGCCUACUUUAGGCAUGUUAGAUGGUAACCUUUCCUCCCUUCUUGCCCAGGCGGAACUCUGGCUUCUCGGGGGAAACGGGAUUCUGACGAAUCCAUCAACGGACUAUCUCGCCUUUGAGAAGCUUCCGAGGGCGUCGCGCUCAUCGUUCACACGGGAAAACGAACAGGAGCUAGCAUGGUUUCCAGGCGAUUGGCCAGAAGUCGAGGUAAGAAGCAAAUUCCCCAGGUUUCGUUUCUCCAAACACCAAAUGUUUAUCGUGAGGCCUUCUCAGUAUAUUGCAGGGUCUGCCUAUGAGGGAAACUUUUCAGAUCCAUACGCGCAACAGCCUCAAAGCGGCCAUUAUGCCACCAUCGCCGCGGCUCUGGUGGCUCCAACCUCGCGGGGAAACAUCACCAUUAGUUCAGCCGACAUGUCGGACCCGCCGGUGAUCAAUCCCAAUUGGCUAGCAACGGAUACUGAUCAGAGGGUUGCAAUUGCAGCUUAUAGGCGCGCUCGGGGAUUGUUCCUCACUCAGUCAAUGGCGCCUGUGAUCAUAGGGCAAGAAUAUUUCCCUGGCUUUGGAUAUCAAACUGACACUGAGAUAUUGACUGUUAUCAAGAGCACUGUAAUGACAAUUUAUCACGCAGCUUGCACCUGCAAGAUGGGUGUUUCGGGCGAUGCCAUGGCCGUUGUCGACAGUCGCGCCAGAGUCUUCAAUGUCACAGGCUUGCGUGUUGUUGACGCGAGCUCGUUUCCCAUCCUACCCCCAGGUCAUCCCCAAUCGACAGUUUACAUGCUAGCAGAGAAGAUUGCAUUCGAUAUUGUCUCCGCGAGCCGCAGUGGGUGA